AUAUCAUUAAAAGGAAAUCUGUUCCAUUGAAAAUCUCAUAACAGAUUAAGCAGAUCGGAAGAACUAGGUGACGGGUGAUUAUGGCGACGUCGUCGUUUAACAAGAUCGAGAGGGCCCACCAGAUGUAUCGAGAAGGGAGGUAUGAAGAAGCCCUUGCUUACUACACGGAGGCGUUGGCGGUUGCUAGGACCAAGCCUCAAAAGAUCGCUUUGCACAGUAAUAGAGCUGCUUGUUACUUGAAAUUACAUCAUUUCAAAAAGGCAGCAGAAGAAUGUACCUCUGUUCUUGAGCUUGACCACAAACAUACUGGAGCUUUGAUGUUGCGAGCGCAAACACUAGUCACGUUAAAGGAGUACAAUUCAGCUCUCUUUGAUGUCAACCAGCUCAUAGAGUUGAAUCCCUCUUCGGAAGUUUAUUAUAACCUUCAAGCUCGCUUGAGGACGCAAGUGGCUCUUGCUCCAAUACCCGAGUCUGAAGCAGAGUUGGAAGAAGAGGAAGAACAUGGGGAACCCUAUGCAGUGGAGGAAGGAGAGGAACAAGAUGAUGCAAAGGAAGAUAUUGUACGGCCAGCUGUUCGGGAAGAUCAGAAUGCUGAGCCUAAUGAGGAUCUGGUAAAAGAAACAAUGAUUUUCCCCAAUGCUAAAGGAUCUGCUGAGCAGGAAGUAGUUGCUACACCUGAAGGACCAAAUGAAAAAUAUUCCAAAGGACACGACAAGAUACCUAAACCCAAGGGACACUCAGAACAGAAGAGUGUGGCUCAAAGAACUGUAGUUGCUGCUCCUAUAGAACAGGGCAUCAAAGAUUCCAAAGGAUGGCAAGCAAUCCCCAAACCAAAGGGACACUCGGCUUUGGACUAUGCACGGUGGGAUAAAGUUGAAGAUGACUCUAGUGAUGAUGAUGAUGACGACAGUGAAGAGGAGUCUCAGCCUCAAUACCGGUUCCGGGUAAGAACUGUUGGCGUUCAACCGGUGAAGUGAAACGGGAUGAGGUAAAUAGAUUGAUAUGAAUGAAUCUUCCAAUUCCUGAACAUUUUCGUAAAGUGGUUGUGAUUGAUCUAUGAUGUACAUCUAAAGCUAGGGAACCAUAUUUUACAGUUGUCUCCCUGCUUUGAAUUCCUCCAUUGAAAAAUUUCAGGUUGCGUUGGAUAUGUAGGAAAUGGCUGCACAUAUUUAUAUCAUAGUUGUCGUCGUCUUCGUCUUUUUUCUCCUUUCCUGGAAAGUUAAUACAAAAUCUGUAUCUUAUUUGUUUGUAUAGUUGGUACUGAAUAUCUAAAAUUCUUUGUUAUAUGAUAUGUAUUUGAUUACUAUCUGUCACUAACCAUUGAAUCUAUUGGCAUCGCAUUUAAUAAACAAUUCCUUUUCAUUUUCAUA
Gossypium raimondii (Peruvian cotton) is the source of this 1370-nucleotide messenger RNA. RefSeq lists its product as uncharacterized. Gene Ontology annotation, molecular function: protein binding. The record is from RefSeq and is a predicted model, not a curated record. Bases 81 to 977 code for a protein of 298 amino acids. Lineage: Eukaryota; Viridiplantae; Streptophyta; Magnoliopsida; Malvales; Malvaceae. The transcript has 3 exons.